GAUCUGAACUGGUAUAGUUUAUGUCGUUGAUGAUAAUAAUUCCUCCACGACUCAGCAACAAGAGCUACUCUGGGUGAUGAGCUUAAUGGUGCUGUUGCGGCUAUUUUAAUUUUUCAACAAGGAUCCAAAUGGCGCCGUUGACGAAAUUCUUUCAUUAUAAACGUCAACGAUCAACAUCAGCCAUCAGGGAACGAAGAAGAGUACUUUCGAAAAUACGUCGAGAGUAUUCCUGAUGGUGAAACGAGCGUUGCUUCAUCGAACGCAGCUAAAGAAAACAACAUCUAUGUAGUUGGUGGUACGAUGCCUGAAAUAGAGGGCGCUAAAUUGUACAAUACCUGUACUAUUUGGGGUCCCGAUGGAACUUUGAUAGCAAAACACCGAAAGGUACAUCUAUUCGACAUCGACAUUCCUAAUAAGAUUACUUUUCGAGAGAGUGAUUCACUCAGUCCUGGUAACUCCCUAACGACGUUCGACGUGAAGGGCUGCAAAAUAGGUAUUGGCAUUUGCUAUGAUAUUAGAUUCGAGGAAAUGGCACGCAUUUAUCGUAACAAAGGUUGCCAAAUGCUGAUAUAUCCAGCGGCAUUCAAUAUGACCACUGGACCACUGCACUGGUCAUUACUUCAGCGUUCCAGAGCGAAUGAUAAUCAAUUAUACGUUGCCUGCAUAUCACCGGCUCGUGUUCCUUCAGCAAGUUACGUCGCAUGGGGGCAUACACAGUUGACCAAUCCCUGGGGAAAGAUUCUUUACGAUUUGGAAACUCAAGAGAAUAUGGCAGUCACCGAUAUCAAAAAAAAAAAAAAAAAAAAAAAAAAAAAAAAUAUGAGGCAUACUAUAUAAGAUUGUCAUCGAUUUAAAAUCAAAGUAUGAAAAGGAUACCCUGGAGAGAGUAAAACACAGAAUCAUUCCAACUAAACAUUCAGAUCGUACCGACACCUAGGUAUCGUCUUACAAUUAAAUCUCGGUCUCGAAUGGAUUAAAAUGAAAUACAUACUUGCAGCUUCAACAUCUUCAAUAUCGAGGAGAUUCAAACUUUACAAAUAAAUGUAAAUUGCGAUGUAAAACAAAGCGAUGUAAAAAGGGAAAAAGGAGGAAAGAAGGAACAGGGAAGUAAAGAGAAGAAACGAAUUUUUCAUUUUCUCGAAACUGGAUCAAGUUUCAGGAAGACCAUCCAAGUAAUUGAUGUCCUCUGUAAUUAUUUGUUAAUCAUGCGCGGAAUCAGAACGAUUCGACCUCGUUCCAAAGCAAAUCGUUACUAGAGUAGAGACGGGAAUUAAUAAUUCGUGUCAAUUGUUCGAUCGUGUUCACAAAUUCAAAUGCGGUUGAGUGGCGGAAACCAUUUAUAACACGUCCCAUACAGCGUAGAUCGCAUACACGUCUUAGGAUGUAUUUUUGGUACUUAUAUAUACUCUAUAUAUAUAUUCUUACUCUAUAUAUACUUAUAUGUACUCUAUAUAUAUUCUCUAUCUUAGAUAUACCAUAAAAUAUUUCGUGAAAUCGCGUAUUCGUGUCUAAUGUCAGGGAUUCUCUUUCCACAAGUCUGCGUUUUCUAUAUUAUCUUUCUUCCUUAUCAGUAGGCAUUCUCACAAUUUGUGAUUAAUACUGCUCGUACAGGAAUAUUAGGUUUUUGACGUUGUAAAAUUUCACGUGAAAUAAUAAUGCCUAUAUAUUGACUAAUUUAUCAAUUAAUUAAAUCCGUGUAUAUCAAGUUUUCUAUAAUUUAGUACUUUCGUGUAACUACAGAAAUUUGAUGCAAUAUAAAACUUGAUUAAAACAGCGAUUCAUUAGGAAACGAGAAUAAUGAUGCAAAUAUUUUUUGUAGCCAUUAUAUAGGAUUUCGAUCGCAUAAUUAAUCAGUAUCAACUUACCAGUCUGUAAUGGAAGGAUGAAAAGAAAUGCUGGCGGUAUACAGACCGCAAUCAUCAUCAUUCUCAUGUAAAGUUUCAAACUGCAAUACAUGUUCCUAGUCGUAAGACGUAAGUCGUAAGAGUCGUAAGUAGCGACGAAAAGCGAAAAGAAAUGCACAAGCCAGAAGUAUCUGCAACAGAAAUCAGAAUACACUCGUUUUCGCAUGGUUGGAUCAAUUUCGCGUGGGACUAACCUGAUUGAACCUAACGCGGGAUAAUUGCUCAACUCACGACCUUAACCAGCCCGCUUGAUUCUCUGUAAAUGCUUGAAAUUGACGCUUGGAUUCUUUCCAGAUUAACUAGCUUUGCCCCUCCCUCCCUUUAUCUAUUUUCUUAGAUCGACUUAGAAUGGAUCGAACAAAGGCACAAAAGAAUUCGAAGAAAACAACAACUUAUUAUCCAAAUUGUUCAUCAAGGGUAAUCAAUGCUGUAUACUUCCUAGAAUUAGGAUGAAUAGGGAUUUGGAGAAACCCACCGGCCAUGUCCAGAAUAAUAAAAUAUCUCGCUUUUGCAAUCUCGCGACUCGAUCCGCAAUGAGGGGUAAAGGAUACCGAUCCGCGACCGUAUAUUUAUUUAGUUCUCGAAAAUCUGCCUAUCAUCUAUCUGAACCAUUAUUCGUCUUCACGAGUAACACGGGAUAUAGAAGGGAAAAUAAAGGAAAGGAAGGUAGGGAUAAGUAGAAGCUUGGGCCCAAGUUUAAUUCACUGAAACCAAGCUGCUUGUAUUAUCACAAAACAAAAUUGCCAGUACGUCAUUUCCGUACUCUCGUCCUCGCGAAAAUGGUUUUGUUCGUUAAGAAAAAACGAAGAGACAGGGAAGAGAGGAAAAAGCAAACGGAGAGCGCUUUUAAAAAGCUGGCGAACCGUGUGUUACCACAACGAGAUACGCGGUGCUAUUUGUCGCUUUAAAUUGUGUCGCAACUCGUUUUUCAGAUCUUUGCCAGGGACGCGUUAAAACACGCUGCAAAUAUAUUUCUGGCUUUUCUGGGGUUUAACUGAAAUAUGACAAAUAACGUUGUAAAACAUAUGUACUUAUGACUUACAGAGUAAUUGAGUGUACAAAAUAUAUAGUAUACAAAAUAGCCAGCGAUUUAGGGCUUUAAAAGAUCAAAAGAAAAGAAAAGAAGAAAGAUAAUAUGUUGUGGCAGUCUAAGUCGAUCUAAGAAAAUAGAUAAAGGGAGGGAGGGUCAAAGCUAGUUAAUCUGGAAAGAAUCCAAGCGUCAAUUUCAAGCAUUUACAGAGAAUCACUAUUGAAAGUUCAAAGGCCGACUAGUGAGCUUCAUACUAUCUCAUUUUUUAAUCAGGCGAUGGAUCGACGAAUCGUAUUGAUUUCGAGGAUUAUUAUAGUUCUGUGGGAAUUUUAAAGCGUGGUUUGUCUAAUCUUGUCUCGUUAGCUACAGACUCUUUGGCGAGCAGCCUGAAACUUGAUCCAGUUUCGAGAAAAUGAAAAAUUCGUUUUUCCUCUUUGCUUCCCUGUUCCUUCUUUCCUCCUUUUUCCCUUUUUA
Messenger RNA from Bombus huntii, 3408 nucleotides. RefSeq names its product omega-amidase NIT2-like. The transcript is spliced from 4 exons. Gene Ontology annotation, cellular component: mitochondrion. NCBI's taxonomy places the organism in Eukaryota, Metazoa, Arthropoda, Insecta, Hymenoptera, Apidae. Gene Ontology annotation, biological process: oxaloacetate metabolic process; L-glutamine metabolic process. Gene Ontology annotation, molecular function: omega-amidase activity. The coding region runs from base 301 to 837 and encodes 178 amino acids. The record is from RefSeq and is a predicted model, not a curated record.